ACCAAUGCUCGCUCGCUGCAUUUCUCUCCGCUUCCUCUCCUCCUCAAAUCUACCCGCUCAUCUACCCGCCGCCACCCCAGACUUCAUCUCUCUACUCACCCGCUGCUCCACCUUCAACCACGUAACCCAAACCCACGCCUUCGCAAUCCCCCGCGGCCUCGAUCGAGACAACCUCCUGCUCUCCAAGUUCAUCUCCGCUUGCUCCCUCUUGGGUUUCAGAGACUACGCCUAUUCAAUCUUCAGACACCAACAACAGCCCAAUGUCUAUCUAUUCAACACCGUGAUCAAAAUCUUGUCCCAAUCUGAAUCAGCUAGAGGCGCCAUUGUGUUGUUUAAGGAAAUUCAGCAAGUGGGUCUUCGGCCUGAUACCUAUUCCUUCCCUUUCGUGCUCAGGGCGGUUGCUAGCCUAUCGAGUCUCGAGUUGGGUAAACAGAUUCAUAGUCAGAUUCUAAGACACGGGUUGUCAUCAGAUAUCCACGUAUCGACUGGUUUGGUUCAUAUGUAUUCAAACUGUGGGAGUGUCGAUGAUGCCCGUGUUGUGUUUGAUGGAACGACUCACAGAGAUGUUGUUCUCUGGAACGCGAUGGUUGCUGGCUAUGCCCGUGUUGGAGAUGUUGAUGGUGCAUGUGGACUAUUUGAUCGGAUGCACGAAAGAAAUGUGGUAUCUUGGACUACGGUGAUUGCUGGGUAUUCCCAAAUGAAUCGUCCAGAUGAGGCGAUUGGAGUUUUUAGGAGGAUGCAGGUUGAAGAUAGCAUCGAACCAGAUGAGAUUGCGUUGUUGGCUGUGCUCUCGGCUUGUGCUCAGUUGGGUGCCUUGGAUUUGGGGGAAUGGAUUCAUGGGUUUAUUGAUAGGAAAAGGUUAUAUAAAAUUGUUCCGCUGAUGAAUGCUCUCAUUGACAUGUAUGCCAAAUCGGGUAAUAUAGAAAAAGCACUUGAGGUUUUCGAGAACAUGAAGAAUAAGAGCGUGGUUACUUGGACGACGAUGAUUGCAGGAUUUGCUUUACAUGGGCUUGGCAAUGAAGCUCUCGACAUGUUCAAUAGGAUGGAAAAGGAGAGUGUUAAGCCUAAUGAUGUUACUUUUCUAGCCAUUUUAUCCGCUUGUAGUCAUAUUGGACAAACCAAUUUGGGCAAAUGGUACUUCGAACGGAUGAGCUCUCAUUAUCAUAUUAAACCGAAAAUUGAGCAUUAUGGAUGCAUGGUUGAUCUCCUCGGUCGUGCUGGAUGUCUAAUAGAGGCUCACGCUUUAAUCAAGGAGAUGCCUUUUGAAGCAAAUGCCGCAAUAUGGGGAGCUCUUCUGGCUUCUGCGAGAAUGCGUGGAGAUGUUGAGAUGGGAGAGCUUGCCUUGAGACAUCUCGUUGAGGUUGAGCCUCAUAACAGCGCUAAUUAUACUCUUUUGUCUAAUAUUUAUGCAGCAUGAGUAAAGGUUCCGGGAGGGAGUUCUAUUGAAAUAGAUGGGAGGGUCCAUGAGUUUACUUCGAGAGAUGGUGCACAUCCUUGUUUUGAAAGGAUAUAUGAAGUUCUUUGUGAGGUGAAAGAACACUUGAAAUUGAUUGGAGAUUUUCCUGUACUUAUUGGUACUGCUUGAAUUUGAAGGACAAAUUCUACAUAGAUUGAGGAAAACAUUCAUGAACAGAGGAGACUGCAAAAGCCGCUCGAAAACAAAGAUCUAUAUAGACUGUGAAUUCCAGGUAUACGAGGAUUACAUACACCUCAAUUUUUAAAAGGACACCCUACAUAGUUUAGCCUUCAGAAAGUUACCUUGAUACACAUACACAGAGGCGCGCAAGCGCGCACAGAUUUCUUAACUAAUUCACACCAUCCCCACUCAAACUGUUAUUUGAUUCAUCUGUUCCAGGUCUUGAUGCAUUUCAUAUCUAGCAUCACGAAACUGGUAGGCCCAAGGAGUAUGCGAAACUUAACAACUACAACUAGCUCAGAAGUUCUGUUGUAUAUUUUGCUCUAGUGUUUAGCUUGCUUUUAAGGACUUAGUGUGAUUGUUCAGGCUUAUAUACUAUAAUAGCAUUAAAGUUUUGUGUUUUGAUUUUUGAUUUUAAUUUAGUUAGACUUGUGAUUUUGUUUUUCUUUUUCAUCAAAGUUGUCCCGUAAG
Messenger RNA from Asparagus officinalis (garden asparagus), 2107 nucleotides. Its product is annotated as pentatricopeptide repeat-containing protein At5g56310-like. NCBI's taxonomy places the organism in Eukaryota, Viridiplantae, Streptophyta, Magnoliopsida, Asparagales, Asparagaceae. Gene Ontology annotation, molecular function: RNA binding; protein binding. Gene Ontology annotation, biological process: RNA modification. The record is from RefSeq and is a predicted model, not a curated record.